AUCAUGGAGUCAAGAACAUUGUGUCUGCUGAUGCUCUACUGCUGUAUCGACAUCAGCAACCUUUAUCCGCUCAUUCGUCCCAGUAAUGGACUCAAUGAGUGCCAUAAAAACUCGCCUUUACCAGCGCUGGAGGUCCUACCGGGAGGAGGCUGGGAUAACCUGCGCAACAUAGACAUGGGCCGGGUGAUGAAUCUGAGUUAUUCCCAGUGUCAAACCACAGAAGAUGGUGUAUAUCUCAUUCCAGAUGAAGUCUUUGUCAUUCCACAGAAAGAGAGCGGAGUGGAAACAAACUCUGAGAUCAUCAUGUCAUGGCUGGACCAGACAAGCUCCACAUCAAGCUCCAUCAAUGCAGAUGCUUCCUUUCUUCUGGUGCUCAAUGCGAAAUUCUCCAAAGAAAACCAGCGUAUUAAAACUCACCAAGUGAAGGAGAGUUCUGCAACAGCACGAGUUCAAGUCCGUAACCAUCUAUAUUCAGUAAAGGCAUAUCCCGACUUCCCUUUUGACAUCCACUUUGCUCAACAGGCCGAGGAAAUCGCAGAUGCUAUUAAGAACAAUCAAACACGUUUAGCAAUGUAUCUGUCAGAGAAACUCAUACUUGAUUAUGGUACCCAUGUCAUCACAAGUGUUGAUGCUGGUGCCACUUUAGUGCAAGAGGAGUAUUUAAAAAUGUCUUUUGUCACAAAGAAUCAGUUACAAUUGUCUUCUGUAUCUUCAUCAGCAGGUCUUUCCUUCUUCGAAAAACUUAAAUUUGAUUUUGGCAGCAAUGUAUCACAAAAAAACUCUCAAAUCAGUGGUUAUCAGGGUAACAUCACAUAUUCCUUAAUUCAGAGCCAAGGAGGGGCUUUAUUCUACCCAGGCAUCACUCUGCAGAAGUGGCAAGAGAGUACGCUCAAUAAUCUGGUGGCUAUUGACCGCUCCGGGCUGCCAAUUCCCUAUUUUCUGAAUCCAACAACAUUCCCAGACCUCCCAGUACCAGUAGUACAUAAAUUAGCUUUGUUGGUUUCUCAGGCUGCAGAGCAAUACUAUAAAGUAAAUACUAUUCCAGGUUGUGUAAAUCCAGAUUCUAAAAACUUCAACUUUCAAGCAAAUGUAGAUGAUGCAUCUUGUGAAGGUUCAGUCACCAAUCUUAGCUUUGGUGGCGUUUACCAACAGUGCACUGCACUGACAUCAGAUGGAAAUGCUAUUUGUGAUGAAACAGCACAGACAAACCCAGCUACUGGUGUUUUUUCUUGUCCUUCACAAUACAACACCACCCUGUUACGCUCUGAGACAAUAGAACAAGGUUAUACUCUUUAUGAGUGCCAAAAAAACUGUCGUUCAUGUGGCUUUUUAUGGUUGUCUACUUGUUGUUCCCAAACAUGUGCCGAUGUUUACCAUGUCCGUCGUGCAAAGGUGGACACUUACUGGUGUUCCUCAACUCAGAAAAACCCUUUGAACUCUGGAUACCUCUUUGGAGGGCUACAUGGGCCAUCUUUGCAAAAUCCAUUUACCAAAUCUUAUAGCUGUCCUCCAAAUUUCUUUGUCCAAAAAUUUUUGUCUAGUGGUUUGAUGGUUUGUCUGAGCAAUGAUUAUGUCACAGCAACAAAAUCCUCUGUGUCGUUUGGUGGUUUCUUCAGCUGCCAAUCUGGCAACCCUCUCUCAAAUGGUCAAUCUCGCUGUCCACCUCAGUUCAGCCAACAUCUUGCUGCUGUUAGUGAUGGCUGUGAGAUAUUGUACUGUGUCCAGUCUGGUGUAUUCAGUGGUGGUCAGUUAAAACCUGUUCGUCUCCCACCAUUCACAAGCCCACCGCUGGUUGACAUGACUGCCACCAACUCUGUAGCUGUAAUGACAGAAGGUAAUGUUUCCGGGGUGAGAGUUGGACAAACAAGGACAUGGCAACUGGCAAAUCCUGUUGAAAUUAAUACAAUUUUUGUGAGGUCUGGAGGAGAAAAGGCUGGUGUAACCUAUGGCCUGAUAGCUUUAAUUGCUCUUGUGGUAUCAGUUGUUUAA
Messenger RNA from Sinocyclocheilus grahami, 1989 nucleotides. Its product is annotated as macrophage-expressed gene 1 protein-like. The record is from RefSeq and is a predicted model, not a curated record. The coding region runs from base 4 to 1989 and encodes 661 amino acids. The transcript is spliced from 2 exons. Lineage: Eukaryota; Metazoa; Chordata; Actinopteri; Cypriniformes; Cyprinidae.